GGUGUCUGGUCUUUCACAAAAGAGCCGUACAAGCUAAAGUAUGUGGAGGAUGCAGGUGGAGAGAAUAUUGAUAACUCCAUCAAUAAAGUUACAUAUAACAUCUCUAUACCUGAUGACUUGGAUGCUUUUCAUGCAAUUCUAUGCACUGUAGAAGUGGUGAUUGAUGAAACCUACACUUCUGAUCCAGUAGCCUACACUUCCUCUACCUUUCUUGAAAAUUUAAAUGUGGAAGAUCAAUCUUGCUUUGCUUUUGUUGCUAAUCAAAGCUUAUGGAGAUACGAUAAAAGAAUUGGAAAUUCAACUGCUCUUGAUUGGUAUGACGGAGCUAUCUCUCAGCCUCAACUAGUUCUUGCUGAUCUUAUUGAGGCUUUAUUUCCGUCAGGGAAUUACACGACAACAUAUUUCAGAAAUAUUGCAAAGGGGGAAGGAUUUGUAAACAUUGGUCCUGAAAUGUGUGACAGAGACACCUCUACUGCCAUGGAACCUGUAAUUGUAGCUUGCGAGUGAAAUAUUCUGUGAAUUGAAAUUAUUUUGUCACAUUUCUUUCAAUUUUGAUACUUAUGGC
Olea europaea var. sylvestris is the source of this 565-nucleotide messenger RNA. RefSeq lists its product as uncharacterized. The annotation marks the transcript as partial. The record is from RefSeq and is a predicted model, not a curated record. NCBI's taxonomy places the organism in Eukaryota, Viridiplantae, Streptophyta, Magnoliopsida, Lamiales, Oleaceae. The transcript has 5 exons.